UUUGUAAUGAGCUGUUAACUUGAAUCUGUUCAUGUUACUUCCAAUAUGAUUAUCAACGGAAUAUCGCCGUUCUGUACUGUCCUAUUCAUGGAGAUGUUUUUAUUUUCUUCACAAACUGAAGUGGUGAGAUGGAAUUCUCCUUGGACGACUGCAAAUUCCCUCUGUAAGUUAACUGGUUCCCAUCUGUCUGGGGAGGUAACCGUGGAUAAAAUGGACCUCACUAAUCUACCGGCGGAUGGACAAUCUUACUGGAUUGGAGCUGUGUCAAUACAUACACCUUGGUUUGAUGUUUUCACAUGUAGAACAGCAGCUGAGACAGAUUUGACUAAAAGAGACAACAUUAAAAUCGCUGGCAAUGACCAACCUGUUCAUGACUGCCAUUACGCUUGUCAAAACUACCGAGUUUUUGCGUUAUCUAAAAGCUCUUGCUACUGUGCCACAAGUUUAGUCUUUGGGAACGCGUGCCAGAACGUUAGGAUAUCCUCCUCUUCGUUUGACCUGUAUGGGGACUCCAGCAGCACAACACGUGACCAGGUCCCGGUGUUACAGUAUGAUACAAACGCAGUAGAUCAGAGACCAGCGCCAUACAAUGGUAUUGGGACCGGGGAUUGUGCAGCUGCCAUACUUGUACCGGGAAAUCCUUUAUCUUCGCACAAAUUAAUGGCUUGCGAUACAAAGCUACCAUUUAUAUGUCAUGGAAAAUUAAUUAAAAGUUCUGUGGACUGGGCAAACGCAGUUUUACAAUGUGAUGUAGUGCUGAGUUCGGUACACAGAGGACUGUACAACACAACCGUACAACAAGAAACACUGGCAUGGACUGGGAUUUCACGACGUAGUAAUCUCUACUGGACCAAGGAUGCUGCCUUGAAUGAGAAAUCCCUUUUCUACUGUUUGGCCGUUAGUACUAGUCUAAAUGGUGAAGUGACCAUUGCAAAAAGGGACUGCGAAGAAGAGCUGCCGUUCCUCUGUGAAGAUGGGUCACUGAAAACAACAACUUUGAGUACAACAACAACUGAAGAUGUCACAGAAUCAACUGUAGCUAGUGCAGUUACAACAAAAACAACAUCGGAAUUGAGAACAACUGAACAGAAAACCACGAACCCAACAACACAACAGAAAACCACGAACCCAACAACACAACUUCUAAGUACCACUACCUCUGCAGAGGAGAAAAUAUCGACAACUGGAUCACUGACAACAGACGUAUCACAACAACCCGAUCCAUCGCCAUCGAGCCGAAGUACAGAGAAUCCCCAGUCCACCGCCACAUCAAAAGCAUCAGACCGAAGCACCGAGGAAUGGCAACUGACAACAUUAGAUUUGGUUAACACUACAAUGAACUCUACCGAGGAAAACAUAGCAUACCAGGCUGAUAGUGGAUAUCUGCUACUGGUGGCUGCCAUUUUAGCAGGAGUGGUGCUGUUGGUAGUAAUAAUAGUUUUCUGUCUGAUCUACAAAAGAGAAAGGACAAAACAUUUGUUUUCAUCUGCCAAAAAGAAACAAAAUACAGACCUCAUCUAUAGUACAGUUAAGCGAAAGAAAUGUCAUACAAAGGAGCUACGGGAUAUUCUGGACUCUCUGUCCGACACUUCCGGACAAUGGAAGGAAAAGUUCCCUGUAGACUUUUUUGUAAACAAUUGUUACGAUCCAUCCAAUGACGAAACGUGCAGUGACCUCGACCACUGGUAUAGGUCAAGUCUGUUGAUACAGGUGGUCCCAGAUGGUCAGACGCACUCAUUGACCAUAACUGACCUCGAACCGUUUGCGGACAUAGAGUUGGAAGACGAUGUUACACACCAUACCGUGGAGAAAGAAUAUGACUCUCCUGAGAGAAUCCUCCCCUCGGACGGAGGCUAUGCUUCAUUAGAGGAUAUUAAAACGUGGAAAGAUGUCCAUGACUAAGACUGUUGUUGAGUCAGUUCUCCCGAUCGGAAUACACCGCAUUCAAUACUAUCUUUACAUUUAUUUUCUUUACAGUAAUACAAAUUGUUGUUUCAAACAAUUCAAUAAAUUCAUUUGACAUACUAGUAAAAUCACUAGAAUAUCAUCAAAGAUGAAAGAACAAUACAAGCUUCAGAAUAAAUGCACAUAACAUUA
Messenger RNA from Ostrea edulis (European flat oyster), 2097 nucleotides. RefSeq lists its product as uncharacterized. Bases 46 to 1902 code for a protein of 618 amino acids. The record is from RefSeq and is a predicted model, not a curated record. Lineage: Eukaryota; Metazoa; Mollusca; Bivalvia; Ostreida; Ostreidae. The transcript has 12 exons.